AAGAAAAGAAAAGAAAAAAGAAGGAGAAGAGAUCACAGCAGAGCACGCACGUAGCAACACAGCAAAGCAAAGGCAUUCGAUUUCAGAGACGCAUCUUCGCUUUUUGCCUCGGCGUCGGUGCUCCACGGCGGCGGCGGCGGGGGCGGCGCCGGAGUUCCACCGCGCCCGCCUACAUCCGCGUGUGUGAGAGAGAGCGGCUACAAAUGGCCUCCGCCGCCGAGGAGGCCAAGGGCGUGGAGGAAGGAGGAGGAGGAGCCAGCGCCAACGGCGGCGACAACCCCGCCACCGCCACCGCCUCCGCCUCCGCCGCGGCCGCGGCCUCGUCGUCUUCCCCCGCUGAUGACAGGGGCCUCCCCAGAUCAAGCACUAUGCCAGGUGGGAUUAAUAAUGUUGAAAUAACCAAUGAAACUGCUGGUCCAUCUAAUCUGGAAAGAUCAAGAACAGAGAGGCGUCGACAAAACAAUCCAGCUGAUGAUCCUACUAAACAGUUAUUUGAUGAUAAAAUUUCCCUAAAAAAGAAGCUCGAAAUGCUAAAUCGGAUAGCUACAGUGAAAGAUGAUGGAACUGUGGUGGUUGAUGUGCCAAGUUCUCUGGAAACAAGUACAACUGAUGGUGUAGCAUAUGAUGGCUAUAGUGAUGUUACUGUUGAGGAACCAUUGGAUGGAGCAGACAUAUCUGUGAGGCCUCCUAUGGAUAUUGUUAUUCUUAUUGUGGGCACAAGAGGUGAUGUUCAGCCAUUCAUUGCUAUAGGCAAACGCUUACAGGAUUAUGGACACCGUGUGAGAUUGGCAACCCAUGCAAACUUUAAGGAGUUCGUUCUAACGGCUGGUCUGGAGUUUUUCCCUCUUGGCGGUGAUCCAAAAAUACUUGCUGAAUACAUGGUGAAGAAUAAAGGAUUCUUGCCUUCUGGUCCUUCAGAAAUUCCUAUUCAGAGGAAACAGAUGAAAGAAAUUAUAUUCUCUUUGCUACCUGCGUGCAAGGAGCCUGAUCCUGACACUGGUAUUCCUUUCAAAGUGGAUGCUAUCAUUGCUAACCCUCCAGCAUAUGGACAUACUCAUGUGGCAGAGGCACUAAAAGUACCUAUUCAUAUAUUCUUUACCAUGCCAUGGACGCCAACUAGUGAAUUCCCCCAUCCUCUUUCUCGUGUGAAACAAGCGGCUGGAUAUCGACUUUCUUAUCAAAUUGUUGACUCUAUGAUUUGGCUUGGUAUCCGAGAUAUGAUAAAUGAAUUUAGGAAGAAGAAGCUGAAGUUGCGUCCGGUAACAUACCUAAGUGGUGCACAGGGUUCUGGGAAUGACAUUCCUCAUGGUUACAUCUGGAGUCCUCACCUUGUUCCAAAACCGAAAGAUUGGGGCCCUAAGAUUGAUGUUGUUGGAUUUUGCUUUCUUGAUCUUGCUUCCAAUUAUGUGCCUCCUGAACCACUUGUAAAAUGGCUUGAAGCUGGUGACAAGCCCAUAUACGUUGGGUUUGGUAGUCUUCCAGUUCAAGAUCCAGCAAAGAUGACUGAAGUCAUUGUCAAAGCACUUGAAAUAACUGGACAGAGAGGUAUCAUCAACAAAGGUUGGGGUGGGCUUGGAACAUUGGCAGAGCCAAAAGAUUUUGUAUAUCUACUUGAUAACUGCCCCCAUGACUGGCUCUUCCUGCAGUGUAAAGCAGUGGUACAUCAUGGCGGUGCUGGAACAACAGCUGCUGGCCUCAAAGCAGCGUGCCCUACAACUAUUGUACCUUUCUUUGGUGACCAACCAUUCUGGGGAGACCGAGUGCAUGCUAGAGGGGUAGGGCCUCUACCUAUACCAGUUGAUCAAUUCAGCUUGCAAAAAUUGGUUGAUGCUAUAAACUUCAUGAUGGAGCCAAAGGUGAAAGACAAUGCCGUGGAGCUUGCCAAGGCCAUGGAAUCUGAAGAUGGUGUGUCAGGUGCAGUCAGGGCAUUCCUCAGACAUCUACCUUCAAGAGCAGAGGAAACAGCACCUCAGCAGACAUCCAGCUUCCUGGAAUUCUUAGGUCCUGUAAGUAAAUGUCUUGGUUGCUCAUAGGUGACAGUGAGGCAAUUACACAAAGAAUGCCAUUUCUCCCUGUUGAAAGAAGAGAAUUUUGAACAUCCCUGCAAGGAUCAGGAGAACGGAUUUCCUGGAGAGUGUGCUUUAUUAUCUUUUAUUUUUUUCCUUUUUGUGUAUUUUUUCUCUUUUAUUGUGUAAAAGGUGCUUGUCUAUACAUCAUUUUGAUGUGCAUCGUUGCCCUGCUGGUCCUGCAACAAGUAAAGAAUCUCACAUGUACGACCAGUCCUUUCUGUGUAUAUGGAGAGAAGUGGAGAGGCACACGAAUAGUUGAGUUGUCGAUUGCUGCAAUGAUUCUAACCAAAGCUUCAGGUUUAUUGUAUUGGUCAUAUUGUACCUUUUAUACCAUUUUCUUUAGUUCUCGUUUUAUGAUA
This is a messenger RNA of Oryza sativa Japonica Group (Japanese rice), 2428 nucleotides long. Its product is annotated as sterol 3-beta-glucosyltransferase UGT80A2. NCBI's taxonomy places the organism in Eukaryota, Viridiplantae, Streptophyta, Magnoliopsida, Poales, Poaceae. Gene Ontology annotation, biological process: carbohydrate metabolic process. The record is from RefSeq and is a predicted model, not a curated record. Gene Ontology annotation, molecular function: UDP-glycosyltransferase activity; hexosyltransferase activity.